This is a messenger RNA of Rattus norvegicus (Norway rat), 1349 nucleotides long. The record is from RefSeq and is a predicted model, not a curated record. NCBI's taxonomy places the organism in Eukaryota, Metazoa, Chordata, Mammalia, Rodentia, Muridae.
CAGGCCCACAGGUUUCAAUCUCCUAAGCAGGCAACCUAGCCUUGGCUUCCCAGCCCCAAAAGCUGAAUCUGUGAAACCCCAUGACCUGUGUCACCUCUGCAUCGCGGGGUGAGGUGGCGGGACGGGAUUCAUUGGGACAGCCCUAACACAGCUACUGAAAACCAAGGGCCACGAAGUUAAGUUGGUCUCCAGACAGCCUGGCCCGGAUCGAAUUACGUGGACUGAGCUCAGCAGGUCGGGGCUGCCCCUCUGUGAUGUUGUCAUCAACCUGGCUGGAGAGAACAUCCUCAACCCUCUGCGAAGGUCAACAGGGCCACAAAGCUGAUAGCCCCUGCGCAGGGGGAGAGGGUCAACGCCUAUGGAAUGAAACCUUCCAAAAGGAGGUUCUUACCAGCCGCCUGGAUACCACCCACUUGCUAGCUAAAGCCAUCACGGAAGCUGCACAACCACCUCAGGCCUGGAUACUAGUCACAGGUGUAGCUUACUACCAGCCAAGCCUGACUGAGGAGUAUGAUGAAGACAGCCCAGGAGGGGAUUUUGACUUUUUCUCCAACCUGGUAACCAAAUGGGAAGCAGCAGCCAGGCUUCCUGGAGAGUCUACACGCCAGGUCGUGGUACGUUCAGGGGUUGUGCUGGGCCGCAGGGGCGGUGCCAUCGGCCACAUGCUUCUGCCCUUCCGCCUGGGCCUAGGAGGCCCCAUUGGUUCAGGUCACCAGUUCUUCCCCUGGAUACACAUUAGUGACCUGGCAGGAAUUCUGAAUCAUGCCCUUGAGGCAAACCACGUCCAAGGAGUCCUGAAUGGAGUAGCUCCAGCAUCUACAACUACCAAUGCCGAUUUUGCCCAGGCCUUGGGUGCUGCCCUGGGCCGCCCAGCCUUCAUACCUGUCCCCAGCGCUGUGGUACAAGCAAUCUUUGGACGAGAGCGUGCCAUCAUGCUGUUGGAAGGCCAGAAAGUGGUCCCCCGGAGGACACUGGCCACGGGCUACCAGUAUUCCUUCCCAGAGUUAGGAGCUGCCUUAAAGGAUGUUGUAACCUAAGUAGAGAAGGGAGCCCCAAGGCAGGAGGUGGGGCCUGUUCCUGCAUUCUGAGAAGUGAGUCAGGUGAUUGCUGUACUUGACUGAGAUCAGAAGCCAUCUGGCUCUUAGACUCUCUCUCUCUCCCCUUUCUUCCCAUGUUCUGUUGAUCCACCUCUCUCCAAGAAACUCCAGUCUCAAGGAUCUAAUCUCAUUCUAACCUUAACCUCCUCAACUUCUUGUGGCUUCUGUGUCACAUUGUUGCCCUGGUUCUCCUACAUGCUAUGUAGACAAAGUUCUACAGUUGUGGCAAUAAAGGUAGACUGUGUCUGUAGA